AUGACUGGAGAGAACCCCUCAUCUGCGGCUCAAGGCGCGAAAUCCAAAAAACCCAAGAAGAAGGGCGCAAAGGCCAAGGGCAACCAAGCCACCGAUCAUCCAGAACCUGCCAAGAAUCACGAUGAUACCACUCUGGAUAAUCGGGAUGAACUAGGCGGCUCUGUAGAGACUUCGACCACCGGCGGCACUGAACCCAGUUCAGAAAACAAUGGCGCACCUACAGAACGCGCUGGUGAUUCGGAUCCCGCCGAUGAUACAGAACGCGCUGGUGAUGCCCAUCAGAAGAAUCACAACCCCGCACCGUCCGAUGCCGAGCCGAAGGACCGGUUUGAUGCGCUCGUUCGCGAACGAGACUCGCUACGAGCGGAAGUCACCGACAUGCGGAAAUCCUUAGAGGGAAUUCAAUCCAAACACAGGGCUGAUAUGGAGGCCUUACAGCAGAAAUUGGACGACUCCGAUACCAAGAAGGAACAUGCAGAAACACAGUACCAGAAGCUCAUGGAGCGAGUGAACACAAUUAGGUCUCAGCUUGGGGAACGGCUCAAAGAGGAUGCGGAGGAAUUGGCCAACGCACGGUCUCAAAUCGAAGAACUUGAAGACGACAAUGCCAACAUGAAAUCACAGCUUACAGCCAAGUCUACGGAAAUAGCAGAGCUUUCGGAAGAGUCGGUGCAAAAGUCUAAGGAGAUCUCCACCCUUCGAGAUCGAUUCAAUUUGUCUCAACAAAAUUGGCUGAAGGAGAAAGAAGAGCUCAUGGCGCAGGAGUCGUAUCUCCAGGCUGAAUUUGAACAAGCAAAAGAGGCUAUGCACAACUGGGAAAUCCUAGCCAUGGAGGAAAGAUCUAUUCGUGAGAAUUUGGGGGAGAAGGUUGUCGAUCUCGAGGAGCAACUGAACAACCUCAACAAUGCCUAUGAGAAAGCCUCCACUGAACGUGACAGCCAACAAUUCACAGUUGAUGGGCUACAGCGGGCAUUGCAGGAGAUCCAAUCAGCCCGAAAGCAGGAGCUGCGGGAGCUCGUAGAGAGUUCUGAUUCCCAGUUGGAGGAGUUGAGAAAGUCCCUGCGAGAAGCACAGCAGCAAGCUACGCAUGCCGAUAAGGGUCUUCAAUCUGCACAGGAUGAAUUGGAACGAGUGCGGCCAUUUGAGAAAGAGGUCAAGGAGAAGAACCUGCUCAUUGGAAAAUUGAGACAUGAGGCUGUCACGCUGAAUGACCAUCUAACUAAGGCCUUGCGAUUCCUCAAGAAGGGGAAACCAGAAGACAACGUAGACCGACAUAUUGUUACCAACCAUCUACUACAUUUCCUUACGCUGGAUCGGUCAGACCCCAAGAAGUUCCAGAUUCUCCAGUUAAUUGCAGCUCUUCUGGGCUGGGACGAUGAGCAACGCGAACAGGCAGGCUUGGCUCGACCAGGAACUUCAAACAUAUCUGGCAAGCUCCGAGUGCCUGGCACACCCCUGCGUACCCCCAGUACGACGAACUUGACGGACUUUAUGGACAGCGCUUCAAGUAAAGAGACGCUGGCAGAGUUAUGGUCCAACUUCUUGGAGCGGGAGGCAGAGGCUGGCAAGAUAAACAUCCCAGGACGAGGAAGUCAUGCGGGACCGGCUAACUCAUAG
This is a messenger RNA of Penicillium taxi, 1617 nucleotides long. RefSeq names its product putative Golgi matrix protein. The transcript is spliced from 6 exons. Gene Ontology annotation, biological process: endoplasmic reticulum to Golgi vesicle-mediated transport; Golgi organization. Lineage: Eukaryota; Fungi; Ascomycota; Eurotiomycetes; Eurotiales; Aspergillaceae. Bases 1 to 1617 code for a protein of 538 amino acids. The record is from RefSeq and is a predicted model, not a curated record. Gene Ontology annotation, molecular function: small GTPase binding. Gene Ontology annotation, cellular component: Golgi apparatus.